UUUAAUUUAAAAUAUAUCUGUUUAUUUCCUUAACUACACUACCGUAGAUAAAUAUUAGUUUCAUUAUUAAUAAAGAAAUACCGAGAAUAACAAUAAAAUUUCUACUGUAUGAUAAUAGUAUUGAUAACCAUCGUCAGACUGUGCAACCGAUACACAAAAUAACCUUUCUGCACCCUUACCGUUUAUCUACAAUUAUCAAUUUAUUAUUCUGCUGAAUUUUAUCAAGGGGUGGCAGCAGUUUACGGUAAAACAUUCAAGGUUAAAAUAUAGUUUCCUUUUCAAAUUCAGUAAAGCUUCCUGCGGUUGGAGCGUUUGACAGUUGUUAAUACAGUUAGAACAAGCUCUCGUCUUCUAACAAAUAAAAUUACUUCAUAGGAAUACGAGUAUACACGUCAUACACUAGCUGUAUAUAUGUUCUGGGAGUGAUGUUACCGGUUAUCGAGUGGAUAACCGAUAAUGUAACUUAGAAUUCUCGACUGAUAGAUACUUUCAAUAUCAAAAUAAUCACGAGUAAAUUUCCUGAUGACGUUGAUGCUGUCACAUGACGUUGAUAGAUACAUUUCAUGUGUCAUAUUUAUCAAUUGUGUGAAUUGUUAAUAGGAAACUCGGAUGUGGCACGAAACUUCGCUUUAGGAAUUCGCUUCAAUUCAAAAAAGGAAAUUCCGGGCAUUCUGAAUAGGUUUACUAUAAGCACCGAUAAUUUUCAUCAUUAUAGUUGUUAAGCUUUCACAUUUUCCAUGAUGAUUCAUUACAGUAGGAUGUAACACAAUUGAAGUUAAUGAUGAUUAAUUAAUUGCAAUUAGGAAAACUUCAUGUUGCCAGCCCGUCCGAGCUAGGCGCAAACCCACGACCGAACUACGGUGUUCAGGGUAAUAAGAUUGCUUGGCAAAUCUGCUGUAUGGCGUCUCGAGAGAUCUGUUAAUAUGGCCAAAGAGGGGUCACCUAUUCUUGGGCUUCCGUGGGACCAACACUCUGAACUGUAGGUGUCUCGUCCUUUUAUUCGUUUAGCCUGGGAAACUGAUCGUGUGAUCCGCAGUUGUUUAGAAACGAAGGUUGAUUUCGCAGUUACUAGUUCAGCGAUGACUGGCAUUGACGCAACGUUGUCUCUUACUUUCCUCUCCUUUCACAAUCGGAUGUUAUCAUUUAGCAACUGACUGUUAAGAUUAUCAUUCACUUGUUGACAGACGGGCGUCAUUCGAUCUGUAUAUUGUGCUAAUGAUCGCGACGGAUGUAAUAUAAAAUUUUCUCGAAGAUGGAGCAAAAUAUCACCAAAAUCACGAACGUCACGUUAUGUUUAAUAAGUACUUUUUAAAAUAUUUUGCAUAAAUAAAUAUCAAUUACGCAGAUUUCCUAUUAAAUGUACACAAACAUUUUUAUGUAUGUAAAGCAAACUUAUACUAUGUAAGAAUUGCUUUAUAUCCAUAAACUACGUGCAGACUGAAAUAAUAAUGUAGAGUUAAAAAUUUAUCCGUGUAGAAGAAUUCGGCUACAAGUCAAUUUUGCAAGUGAAAGCCUACACGCAUAGCAUUACAUUCGAUUGUUAUAUGUAAAAAAUGGCACAAGCUAUAAUAUCAAAUCAGGAGAAAAAUACAGUUGUUCUUCCAGUUAAUUACAAACACGUUGAAAUAGAAACGGAUGAGAUGAAGCAAAAUAUAUAUCUGUUUAAGAAACUUCUAAACGUGGAAAAUUGUAAUCAAUAUCCGACGAUGCUCAAGAAUUGUACACAAGUUCACGUUGGACCAAGAAUAGAAAUUCAUUCCGAAGAAUCGAAAGCAAGUUGCUUAAAGAAAGAAGAUGAAGAAAGUAAUGAAAUGUUCAACAAUUCCUGCCAGAAAUUGAAGAACAAAUAUAUAACUUAUUUUUCCUAUAUGAGAUCUUUCUUGUGGGAAGGAAAGAGGAACGAUUUUCCACUAAAAGAUUAUUUUGUAGAAUUAAUAGUAGAGAAGGCCGAUUUAUUUGGAAAGAAAAGUGGAGAAAGAAUACGUCUGAAUGAGAUAUUUUCCAUAGAAAAAGAUGGGCAUCAAACAAUUUUAGUGACAGGAGAUCCAGGUUAUGGCAAAUCUACUCUGUGCAAGAAAAUUGCCUACGAUUGGGCAUCCACCAAUUAUCUCCAGCGCUUUGAUUUAACGCUUAUUGUACUUCUAAGAGAAUUAGGUGAUAAAAGUGUGACAGAUGCAUUACUCGACAACAUCCACGGACACUCAUUAAUGGAUAAAGAUUGGAUAUUACAAAAUAGACAAUUAAACAUUUUAGUGAUUUUGGAUGGGUUCGAUGAGGUUGUAGAAAAAAAUAAAAUUAUGAAAUUUAUACGGGAAGAAUCUUUUGAUAUUUCUCACCGAAUGACUAUUGUGGUAACGAGUCGACCUCAAGAAGCAGAAGAAAUGAGAGAGGACAUGAAGAUGAGGUUUUCGAUAGAAGGAUUUUCACCAGGAUAUCAAGAGAAAUAUAUUGAAUUAAUGUUUAGAAAAGACGAGACUAAAGCCAAUGAACUCAUUUCUAAACUGAAUGAAAACGACUUUUACAGAGAGAUAGCAGAAUGUCCUCUGAUGCUGCAUAUGUUGUGUUGUCUUCAUCAAAAUGAAGAAAUGAAAGAGAUUGAAACCAUAACUGAUUUGUAUAUCCGAAUAUUCUCUCUUAUCGUUGAACGUUACGUUAGAAAAAAUAAUCAAAACGGUAAGUUCGAACGUGGAAAAUAUUUUAUAGGAGAUACUUUAUUAAUUAAAUUAGGUAACUUAAUCAGAUCAAAAUUCAGGAUUUCAUCCAGUGAUUUGAAGAAGUAUUUUGCAAAUAAAGAUGAACACAACUUCAUCGUCGGAUUGGACAUUCUUACCCUCGAUUCCUUUUCUGAAUGCGAUAAUAUAAUUCGAUACAGUUUUGUACAUCGGACAUUUGGUGACUUUCUUUCAGCUUUAUCGAUAUAUAUCGGUGAUGUCUCAUUUCCAUAUUUUAUUUACGAAUUGGAAUUAUUGUUUUUAUUGGGAUUUUAUAAGAAUGAGUCUUUUCCCAAAAAGUUCUUAAAAUCCGUAGAGAAAAAGUUUUUCACAGCUGAAUUUAUGCUCCACGCUCACCAACAAAUCAAGCUGGAAACGAACUGGAAACAGUUUUGUUCUCAUUCAAACAUUAAAUGUUAUUUUUGGAAUAUCUGUUAUUUUCAAAAGUUAAUGCAACUAUAUCGAUUCAAAGAAUUUUAUUUACAUCUCGGCGAUUCCGAAAAUGAAUACAAGAAAGUCAAAGAAGCAUUAUUCGAUUCUUUAUGCGAUUGCAAUUCUCUAAAUACACUCAGUAUUUACCUUGUACUUUCACUUAAAAAUAGAAAUUUGAAGUAUAUACGCGAUAUUCGAGAACCCGUUUCGUGCAUUAUCAAUUUCCUUCAUGCAAUGAAGACGAGUGGUUUUGAUAUUUCUUUCAUUGGCUUAGAAUUGUCUCAUCGUCAUCCGCUGGAAAAGUUUACCAAUGUUAAUUAUAAUUUGAAUUUACCCGACAAUAUUCUAAACGAGCUAAAUGUAAGUGAAAAUGAAAAAUUAGUUGGAUUGCAAACUGUAGAUAUGGAAGAUUCCAAGAGUUAUCUUUUGUCGUUGGAGCAGUAUGAAGAUUUACGUGGUUAUAUCAAAUUUCAUUCCACUGGUAAACAAAAUUCAAAAUGUGUGAUUAUGUAGAUUAUUAAAUGAUUAAAGUAUUAUUCGAUAGACUAACAAUUAUUACUGAAUAUUUUACUGUUAACUGCUGCCAUCCGUUGAUAAAAUUCACAAGAAAUAUAAAUUAAUAAUUGUAGAUUAGCGGUAAGCGUGCAGAGAGGAAGAAAUCUUUGGUUUAAUGCGUAUUUUUGAUGUGAUUGCCAAAUUACUGUAUUUCAAUUGAAACAAAUAAAAAGGAGUUGAAUUUU
Messenger RNA from Centruroides sculpturatus (bark scorpion), 3883 nucleotides. RefSeq names its product NACHT, LRR and PYD domains-containing protein 9-like. The transcript is spliced from 6 exons. The coding region runs from base 1554 to 3656 and encodes 700 amino acids. Lineage: Eukaryota; Metazoa; Arthropoda; Arachnida; Scorpiones; Buthidae. The record is from RefSeq and is a predicted model, not a curated record.